AUGGCACAACCCUACCUAGCAGCUCAAGAGAUGCUAGCUUCCCCAACAACCGCGAACAUGCCAAGUGCACUUGGCCCGGCUGUACAUGGACACUCGACACGGUGGGUUCCAGCAGCGCAGGCCAUUUUCACAACAGAGUCAAAACCGCCAUGGACGAUUAUUGCGGCCAACGACCUUGCUUGCUUGGUUUUCGGAGUCACAAAGGCAGAAGUGCGGCGGAUGGGUAUUUUGGAGGUCGUGCAAGAGGAGCGGAGAGAUUGGCUGGAGAAGAAAUUGCUGCAAAUGGACCCUGAAGACACUAUCAAAGAGGCGGAAGAUAUUCCGAAAACAACGACGCCUGCACCAACGGCUUCUGCUGCUUCGACAACGUCAACCUCACUUCUGGGCGGACGAGGUGGGAUUACGGCACAGCUCUUGAGCAAGCCAAACUCCAGAUCACAGCCUCCGAAAGUGGUCACUCGCAAGGCACAAACCGUUCAUAGUGGAGAUCCCAGUCCGCCCAAACUCAGGGGAAGCUCACGGCACCAAAGCAGUCGGUCGAGAGGCGUCCUUUUGUGCGGUGACGUGGUUCCAAUCCAGAAACGAAACGGUGCGACGGGCUCCGCAAGUUUGUGGGUAAAGGAGAAGCGGGUUGGUCUCAUUUGGGUCCUUGAGGAAAUCCACGAAGACGUAGCUCAGAUUGAGCUCGACGACGACGGCAUUGUCCAGAAAAUUUCAGGAGCCACAGCACCAAUUUGGGGCUUUGAGUCACUGAGACCUGGCGUGGAUAUCGGCAAGCUGAUCCCACGCAUUCCUCGGCAAGGCAUCGACCCUCGCACUGGCGAAGUAGACUUUGCGCAGAUUGCGAGGCUCAACAUUCCCUGCAGCGUCGAGCAGGUACGGGGCAAGACAGAGCUACGCGUCUCGAGCUUCCCGCACAUUGCAGGGAUCAUCGUCGUGGACCCAGAGGCUCUGAAGAUUCAAAGCUCCAACUCAGUCUUCUGCGGCGCUCUGUUUGGCUACGAAAAGCCUGACGGCAUGGCCAUUGACUCUUUGGUGCCCGACUUUGAAAAGAUUCUCCAUAUUCUGACGGAAGAGGAUGGCGUUCAACUGCAGGAUGGGAUUGUGGUGCCAGAGCACAGCUUCCGCCGGGCGUCGGCGAUUCUGGGUCUUCGGGAAAAUCGCCCCGAUGCGGCUGCGAGUUUCUUGCGGCCAGACGGGGUACCCGGAAAGCACAGGGAUGGGUCAGAGCUCAAGGUUGACGUGCAGAUGCGGGUGGUCAGAAGCGCAAAACAAUCCACCGUAAUCCAAGAGACUGUCAUCGAGGACGAGGACGAAGACAAGGACGGGGACAAUCAGGACGACUCUUUCUCUGUUACCCACUCAGAAAUGGUCUUCGCCCUCUGGAUAACUUACUCCAGGCACAUGCACGCCGCCCGGUCAACGCUCGGUGUGACGUCGGCGUCCGCCUCUGGAACGACAACUCCCUUGCAUCAGCCAUCUCCUGGACAGACACCGGCGCACACGCCACUGGAGAUUAGUUCGGAUUCCGACGAGCCAAAGCCUCGAGAGUCUUCGUCGUCGACGGCAUCUGCCAUCACUAAACAACUCAAGGAAGUCGCGAUGACGGCCGCCGCAAAGUUGACCGGCUCACAGCGUCCCACGGAAAAAAAGCAAGAAAAACCAUCUGUGCCAAAGGUUAUUGAGCCAGCGCAGCAGAAAAAGUCCAUCGAUGAUUUCCAGAUCCUCGAAGACAUGGGCCAGGGUGCUUACGGUCAGGUCAAAUUGGCCAAGGACAAGAAGACGCAGAAGAAGGUGGUUCUCAAGUACGUGACCAAGCGACGUAUCCUUGUAGACACAUGGACGAGAGAUCGCAAGCUCGGCACAGUGCCUCUGGAGAUUCACGUUCUUGACUAUCUACGCCGGCCCGAUCUGCAACAUCCUAAUAUUGUCGAAAUGGAAUCCUUCUUCGAGGAUGAGGUCAAUUACUACAUCGAGAUGGUGCCCCAUGGAUUGCCGGGCAUGGAUCUAUUCGAUUAUAUUGAGCUCCGCAGCAAUAUGGAGGAGGCUGAGUGCCGCAGUAUCUUCGUUCAGGUUGCCAAGGCCAUUGGCCAUCUGCAUACCAAAGCAUUGGUGGUCCAUAGAGACAUCAAGGACGAGAAUGUAGUCUUGGACGGCGAGGGUAACAUCAAGUUGAUCGACUUUGGAAGUGCAGCGUAUAUCAAGAACGGCCCCUUUGACGUCUUUGUGGGCACUAUUGAUUACGCUGCUCCCGAGGUACUCGCUGGCAAGCCAUACGGUGGCAAGGAGCAAGAUGUUUGGGCGCUCGGAAUUUUGCUCUACACGAUCAUCUAUAAGGAGAACCCGUUCUACAGCAUUGACGAGAUCAUGGACCGAGACCUUCGAGUCCCGUGGACGAUGAGCGACGAGAGCAUUGACCUGGUGCGGUGCAUGCUCAACCGGGAUGUGGCUGCGAGAUAUGACAUUAACCAGGUUCUCGCGCACCCUUGGUGCCAGGAGGUUGACGAGGAGUGA
This is a messenger RNA of Colletotrichum fioriniae, 2514 nucleotides long. The record is from RefSeq and is a predicted model, not a curated record. Lineage: Eukaryota; Fungi; Ascomycota; Sordariomycetes; Glomerellales; Glomerellaceae.